UACUCUCUCUUACAAUUUACAAAACAAUAAUUUUGUGAAGAGAUCUCAUCGGAGCCACAACACAAUCAUCUAUCAUCGAAACGAAGAAGAGCCAUGACUUCAGGUUUCAGUGGCGAUGAAACAGCUCCUUUCUUCGGAUUCCUCGGCGCCGCCGCAGCUCUCGUUUUCUCCUGUAUGGGAGCAGCGUACGGGACGGCAAAGAGCGGGGUCGGAGUUGCGUCGAUGGGAGUGAUGAGACCUGAACUUGUUAUGAAAUCGAUUGUUCCUGUGGUUAUGGCUGGUGUGUUAGGUAUCUAUGGUCUGAUCAUCGCCGUCAUCAUCAGUACUGGGAUUAACCCCAAGGCCAAGUCUUAUUACCUUUUCGAUGGCUAUGCUCAUCUCUCUUCUGGGCUUGCUUGUGGUCUUGCUGGUCUAUCCGCUGGUAUGGCCAUUGGUAUUGUUGGCGAUGCUGGUGUUAGAGCGAAUGCGCAACAACCAAAGCUCUUUGUGGGAAUGAUCCUGAUUCUCAUCUUUGCGGAAGCGCUUGCACUGUAUGGUCUCAUUGUUGGUAUCAUCCUCUCAUCUCGAGCUGGUCAGUCUAGAGCUGAGUGAAAGCAGCGGAGACUUAUUAUUAUUAUCAUCAUCUCUGAUGUGAUAAGUUUUAUGUAAUGUUUCGCUUCUCCUUUUUGUGUGCAUCUGAGGUCGUCGGUUAUAAUAUUGGAAACAAACUUGUGUGAAAUCAGUUGACGUUGUACCAAAAUCAUUCAUUUUUUCAUUUGCAUCACGAAGUAACUGACUAUCACUACUAUA
Camelina sativa (false flax) is the source of this 789-nucleotide messenger RNA. Its product is annotated as V-type proton ATPase subunit c4. Gene Ontology annotation, molecular function: proton-transporting ATPase activity, rotational mechanism. Gene Ontology annotation, cellular component: proton-transporting V-type ATPase, V0 domain. NCBI's taxonomy places the organism in Eukaryota, Viridiplantae, Streptophyta, Magnoliopsida, Brassicales, Brassicaceae. The record is from RefSeq and is a predicted model, not a curated record. Gene Ontology annotation, biological process: proton transmembrane transport.